Molecule: messenger RNA, 7658 nt
Organism: Equus caballus (horse)
Lineage: Eukaryota; Metazoa; Chordata; Mammalia; Perissodactyla; Equidae
Gene: UBR2
Product: ubiquitin protein ligase E3 component n-recognin 2
Biological process (GO): ubiquitin-dependent protein catabolic process via the N-end rule pathway
Molecular function (GO): ubiquitin protein ligase activity; zinc ion binding
Source: RefSeq, a predicted model, not a curated record
UCCUCUCCUGGAUGUUAUUGCCCCUUUCCCGGUGCGGGACGCGGUAGUAGCGAGCGAGAGGGCCGGGCCCCGGGCCCUCUGUGUCCUUUCCCGGGGCAGGGACGAGCCAGUGACUUGACUCUUGGACGCUGAGCCAGGAGGGAGCGCAGGAGGCCGCCGUCCCUCCUGGCGGGCUCCCCUCACACUACUCUCCGUCUUCUCCACCUGCAGCCGCCUGGACGACUCCGGACGGACUGCCUAGGGCAGGGGUGGCGGUCUCAGCCGCCCGGGCAGGGGCGAGGCCGCGGCCCUCGGGGCGGCUGUAGCGGCGUCAGCGCUGGGGAGGAGGAGGAGAGAAGAUGGCGUCGGAGCUGGAGCUCGAGAUGCAGGCCAUCGACCGGAGUUUGCUGGAAUGUUCGGCCGAGGAGAUCGCGGGGAAAUGGCUGCAAGCAACUGACCUCACUAGAGAAGUGUACCAGCACUUAGCCCACUAUGUACCCAAAAUCUACUGCAGGAGUCCCAACCCUUGUCCACAGAAGGAAGACAUGGUGGCACAGCAUGUUUUGUUGGCGCCGAUGGAAUGGUACCUUUGUGGUGAAGAUUCUGAGUUUGGGUUUCCAAAACUUCAACAAGCAAACAAACCUUCUCAUCUUUGUGGUCGUGUUUUUAAAGUAGGAGAGCCUACAUACUCUUGCAGAGACUGUGCAGUUGAUCCAACUUGUGUUUUAUGCAUGGAUUGCUUUUUGGGAAGUAUUCACAGAGACCAUCGAUAUAGGAUGACAACAUCAGGAGGUGGAGGUUUCUGUGACUGUGGUGACACUGAAGCUUGGAAGGAGGGUCCUUACUGUCAAAAACAUGAGCUUAACACCCCUGAAAUUGAGGAAGAAGAGGAUCCUCUUGUGCAUUUAUCAGAAGAUGUGAUAGCAAGAAGUUAUAACAUUUUUACUAUUAUGUUUCAAUAUGCAGUAGAGAUAUUAACCUGGGAAAAAGAAAGUGAAUUGCCAGCAGAUUUAGAGAUGGUAGAGAAGAGUGACACCUACUAUUGCAUGCUGUUUAAUGAUGAAGUUCAUACAUAUGAACAAGUUAUUUAUACACUUCAGAAAGCUGUUAACUGUACACAAAAAGAAGCUAUUGGCUUUGCAACUACUGUAGAUCGAGAUGGACGUAGGUCGGUUCGAUGUGGAGACUUCCAGUAUUGUGAGCAAGCCAAAUCAAUAAUUGUGAGAAAUACCAGUAGUAGGCAGACCAAGCCGCUGAAAGUUCAAGUCAUGCACUCGUCUCUUGUUGCACAUCAGAGUUUUGGCUUGAAAGUUCUGUCUUGGCUGGGAAGCGUUAUUGGGUACUCAGAUGGUCUUCGCCGAAUUUUGUGUCAAGUUGGUUUACAAGAAGGGCCAGAUGGUGAAAACUCUUCUCUAGUGGACAGGUUGAUGCUGAGUGACUCCAAACUGUGGAAAGGUGCUAGGAGUGUGUAUCAUCAGUUGUUCAUGAGUAGUCUACUUAUGGAUUUGAAAUACAAGAAACUGUUUGCCGUUCGAUUUGCAAAGAAUUACCAGCAGUUGCAGAGAGAUUUUAUGGAGGAUGAUCACGAGCGAGCAGUGUCCGUGACUGCUCUGUCUGUCCAGUUCUUCACCGCACCUACUUUGGCUCGGAUGCUCAUCACAGAAGAAAACCUGAUGACCAUUAUCAUUAAGACUUUUAUGGAUCACUUGAGACAUCGAGAUACCCAGGGCAGGUUUCAGUUUGAACGAUAUACUGCUUUACAGGCCUUCAAGUUUAGGAGAGUUCAGAGCCUUAUUUUAGAUCUCAAGUAUGUAUUAAUUAGCAAACCAACUGAAUGGUCAGAUGAUCUGAGGGAGAAGUUCCUAGAAGGAUUUGAUGCCUUUUUGGAAUUACUCAAAUGUAUGCAGGGAAUGGAUCCAAUUACACGUCAAGUAGGACAGCAUAUUGAAAUGGAACCAGAGUGGGAAGCAGCCUUCACGCUGCAGAUGAAAUUAACACAUGUCAUUUCAAUGAUGCAAGACUGGUGUGCUUUAGACGAAAAAGUGUUAAUUGAAGCUUACAAGAAAUGCCUUACAGUAUUGAUGCAGUGCCAUGGUGGUUUUACUGAUGGUGAACAGCCAAUCACAUUAAGCAUUUGUGGACAUUCAGUGGAAACUAUCAGAUACUGUGUUUCCCAAGAAAAAGUUAGCAUUCACCUCCCAGUGUCUCGCUUACUCGCAGGUUUGCAUGUAUUAUUAAGCAAAAGUGAAGUGGCAUAUAAAUUUCCAGAGCUCCUACCUCUAAGUGAACUGAGCCCACCCAUGUUGAUAGAACACCCUCUUAGAUGUCUUGUUUUAUGUGCCCAAGUACAUGCAGGAAUGUGGAGAAGAAAUGGCUUCUCUCUAGUAAACCAGAUUUAUUACUACCAUAAUGUGAAGUGCAGACGUGAAAUGUUUGACAAGGAUAUAGUAAUGCUUCAGACAGGUGUGUCCAUGAUGGACCCAAAUCACUUCCUGAUGAUAAUGCUCAGCCGCUUUGAACUUUACCAGAUUUUCAGUACUCCAGACUAUGGGAAAAGAUUUAGUUCUGAGAUUACCCACAAGGAUGUAGUUCAGCAAAACAACACUCUAAUAGAAGAAAUGCUAUACCUCAUUAUAAUGCUUGUAGGAGAGAGGUUUAGUCCUGGAGUUGGACAGGUAAAUGCUACAGAUGACAUUAAGCGAGAGAUUAUCCAUCAGCUGAGCAUCAAACCUAUGGCUCACAGUGAAUUGGUAAAGUCUUUACCUGAAGAUGAGAACAAGGAGACUGGCAUGGAGAGUGUAAUUGAAGCAGUUGCCCAUUUCAAGAAGCCUGGAUUAACAGGACGAGGCAUGUACGAACUGAAACCGGAGUGCGCCAAAGAGUUCAAUUUGUAUUUCUAUCACUUUUCAAGGGCAGAGCAGUCCAAGGCAGAGGAAGCUCAACGGAAAUUAAAAAGACAAAAUAGAGAAGAUACAGCACUUCCGCCUCCAGUUUUGCCUCCAUUCUGCCCUCUGUUUGCAAGCCUGGUUAACAUCUUACAGUCAGAUGUGAUGCUGUGCAUCAUGAGGACGAUACUGCAGUGGGCUGUAGAGCACAACGGAUAUGCCUGGUCUGAGUCCAUGCUGCAAAGGGUAUUACAUUUAAUUGGAAUGGCACUACAAGAAGAAAAACAGCAUUUAGAGAACGUCACGGAAGAGCACGUAGUAACAUUUACCUUCACUCAGAAGAUAUCAAAACCUGGUGAAGCACCGAACAACUCUCCUAGCAUACUAGCCAUGCUGGAAACGCUGCAGAAUGCUCCCUACCUAGAAGUCCACAAAGAUAUGAUUAGGUGGAUAUUAAAGACGUUUAAUGCUAUUAAGAAGCUAAGGGAGAGUUCAUCCCCCAGUCCUGUGGCUGAGACAGAAGGAACCAUAAUGGAAGAGAGUUCAAGAGACAAAGACAAAGCUGAGAGGAAGAGAAAAGCUGAGAUUGCCAGACUGCGCAGAGAAAAGAUCAUGGCCCAGAUGUCUGAGAUGCAGCGGCACUUUAUCGACGAGAACAAAGAGCUCUUUCAGCAGACGCUAGAACUGGAUGCCUCUGCCUCCGCUGUUCUGGAUAACAGCCCUGUGGUUUCAGAUAAGACACUUACAGCAUUGGGCCCAGCACAAACUCAGGUCCCUGAACAGAGACAGUUUGUUACCUGUAUACUGUGUCAAGAGGAGCAGGAGGUGAAGGUGGAAAGCAAGGCAAUGGUCCUGGCAGCAUUUGUUCAGAGAUCAACUGUAUUAUCAAAAGAUAGAAGUAAAUUUAUUCAGGAUCCAGAAAAAUACGAUCCAUUAUUCAUGCAUCCUGAUCUAUCUUGCGGAACACACACGGGUAGCUGUGGACACAUUAUGCAUGCCCAUUGUUGGCAAAGGUAUUUUGAUUCCGUUCAAGCUAAAGAACAGCGAAGGCAACAGAGGUUACGCUUACACACAAGCUAUGAUGUAGAAAAUGGAGAGUUCCUCUGCCCCCUUUGUGAGUGCUUGAGCAACACUGUUAUUCCUCUGCUGCUUCCUCCAAGAAAGAUUUUUAACAGCAGGUUAAAUUUUUCAGACCAACCAAAUCUGACUCAGUGGAUUAGAACAAUAUCUCAGCAAAUAAAAGCAUUACAGGCUCUUGGGAAAGAAGAGAGCACUCCUCAUACCACCUCUUCAAAGAAUUCAGAAAAUAUGGAUGAAUUUCAGCUCCCUGAAGGGUUUAGGCCUGAUUUUCGUCCUAAGAACCCUUAUUCUGAGAGCAUAAAAGAAAUGCUAAAAACAUUUGGAACUGCUACUUAUAAAGUGGGACUAAAGCUUCAUCCGAAUGAGGAGGAUCCCCGUGUGCCUGUAAUGUGUUGGGGUAGCUGUGCGUACACCAUCCAAAGCCUAGAAAGAAUUUUAAGUGAUGAAGAUAAACCAUUGUUUGGUCCUUUGCCUUGCAGACUGGAUGACUGUCUUAGGUCACUAACAAGAUUUGCUGCAGCGCAUUGGACAGUGGCGUCACUUUCAGUGGUGCAAGGACACUUUUGUAAACUUUUUGCAUCAUUGGUGCCUGAUGACAACCAUGGAGACCUUCCAUGCAUAUUAGAUAUUGACAUGUUUCAUUUAUUGGUGGGCUUGGUGCUCGCGUUCCCUGCACUGCAGUGUCAGGAUUUCUCAGGGACCAGCCUUGGCACCGGGGACCUUCACAUUUUCCGUCUGGUUACCAUGGCACACAUCAUCCAGCUCUUACUUACCUCGUGUACAGUAAUUCCUUAUCUUUCAGAAGAGAAUGGCAUGGAUGAAGAGAGUCCUGCUGGUGAAGAAGAAUCAGCAGUUCUUGCUUUGUAUAAAACACUUCAGCAGUGCACAGGAAGUGCCUUGAAGGAAGUACCCCCCGGCUGGCAUCUGUGGAGGAAUGUCAGAGCUGGAAUCCUGCCUUUCCUGAAGUGUUCUGCUUUGUUUUUUCAUUACUUAAAUGGAGUUCCUUCCCCACCCGAGAUGCAAGUUUCUGGAGCAAGCCAUUUUGAACAUUUAUGUAACUAUCUUUCCCUGCCAAGCAACCUCGUUUCCCUUUUUCAAGAAAAUAAUGAGAUAACAAAAUCACUGAUUGAAAGUUGGUGUCAUAACAUUGAAGUUAAAAGAUAUCUAGAAGGUGAAAGAGAUGCUAUAAGCUAUCCAAGAGAAUCUAACAAGUUAAUAGACCUUCCAGAGGAUUACAGCAGCCUCAUUAAUCAAGCAUCUAAUUUCUCGUGCCCCAAAUCAGGCGGUGAUAAGAGCAGAGCCCCAACCCUGUGCCUUGUGUGUGGAACUCUGCUGUGCUCCCAGAGCUACUGCUGUCAGACCGAGCUGGAAGGAGAAGACGUGGGCGCCUGCACAGCUCACACCUACUCCUGUGGUUCUGGGGUGGGCAUCUUCCUGAGAGUGCGGGAAUGUCAGGUGUUGUUUUUAGCUGGCAAAACCAAAGGCUGUUUUUAUUCUCCUCCUUACCUUGAUGACUAUGGGGAGACUGACCAGGGACUCAGACGGGGAAAUCCUUUACAUUUGUGCCAAGAGCGGUUUAAGAAGAUCCAGAAGCUCUGGCAGCAGCACAGUGUCACGGAGGAAAUCGGACACGCACAGGAAGCAAAUCAGACGCUGGUUGGCAUUGACUGGCAGCAUUUGUAAUACUUCACUACCAAAAGCACCAACUUGAUUUUUGUAACCCAGCUGGCUUUCCCAGAAAGAGAAUAGGAAAUAAGUCUGCUGAAUUUGGAAGUAACUUCUUUGUUUAAGCUAUUCUUCCAGUUUUAUUUUUUAUAGUUUCUGGCUCCAGGGACUGAUGAAAAUCAUCUUCCACUGGCAGAUUCUCUUGCGCCAUUUGCUGUGUCCCUCAAGCGCAACUUGUUGAGUUUCAGGAUCCCGCGAGCAGCUCUCUUCCUGUGCUGGGCACAGCCCCUUUGUGGGCAUCUGCCCGGGCUUGACUGUACCCAGGAGUCUGAGCCGUGGUACAUUACUGAUCGCAGGGAGCUCCAGGCUGGAGCUGAUUCAGCGGCAGGAAACCGAGUCUCCGUGCUGUGUUGGGGUCACGCUCUCUGGUCCCUCUCAGUGACUCUCAACACUGGGACAGGGUCAGUGUGCCCUGCUGACGGGACCCUACCUCUAAGUGCAAAGCAGUGGAUUCUGACAGCGGCAUUCCCUUGUCUCCAUCAGCCCUGAGAGCACUGGGCCACUUGUGCGGGCAGAGCCUGUGGGAGGAGGGGAAGGAGGUGGUUUCUUCGUGUGCUGGGUGUUUGCAGAGCUGCGGAAGGUUGGAUUUUUUUUCCUUUUUUUGACAAGACUUCUGGCUUUGAGAGAAAAAUCUCAUUUUAAAGGGCUUUUUGAAAACUUAAAGAGUAUGCUAAUUUUUCAGAUGAUAUAUUCUCUUAUUUUUAAGACUAAAUUGAGAGCGUAUGCAUCUAGAAUCCAACACUAGCAAGAAAAAUGAGAACUCAGUGUUUCGUGGUUCCCCCUCCCCAACCCUCACCCCUUCCAGCAUUUCCUGGGAUAGAUGAAUUGCUGUUUACCCGCUGGCUUACUUAGUACAUUGCUGGGACAGCCUCUGUGCCCGGGCUUUUUAUUGUUUUUAAACAUUAUUGUUCUUACGAAGAGGUGCCUUCCUAGAAUGAUAGCCACUUAGUAAAAUGGCUUAUAACUAUUACAUGCCACACAGCGACUCUCGUUUGAUAUAAUGUGCUGAGAGCUUGAAUGCACACAGAGAGUGAUGCCAGAUUUAGUGGAGGGAUAAAAUCAGAACCUCUUUAAGGCGAGGCUAAGGGACAAAUGAGUAAAUAAGAGGCUCUUGGAUUCUUUCAGCCAAUGCGAGUAACCCUUUCACUCAGUUUCCUUUGAACUGCAUCGAAAAGUUCCUUCCCACGCGGAGGAAGGUCAGAAAUCCAGGCUUUCGGCUAAAAUAAGUGGGGAUGCAGAAGCCACAUUCACUGCUUCCUCUCCAAGGCAGUGUGUGAAAGAACCUUCUUUGAAAGGAUGUCCUUAACCUCACUUUGGGACUGGCUCACCCAUCUGAGAGGAGGUGUUUCUCACCCAGUAGGAAGAAAAUCCAAAUUUGAACCCAGUGCUGUCCCUUUUUCUUGCCUUUCUCCCGUUCAUAAGAUCUGGCGGUUUGGGCUGUGGAUGGCAUCAUGACUUUAAUUUUAUUUUGGCCUUUGUCACAUCCCCAUUCCUUUAGCUUUUAAGUCCAGCUUCUUUGGGCUUUUUUCCAUAUGUUCAUCAAGCUCAAAUUUAAAAUGAUAAGACCAGGUUUCUCCCUCUGUAAAUUAUGGACAUUUUCACCAAAUCAUAGCUAUAAUCCCACUUUCAGGACUGACUUCAUGGAAGUUUGUUGUUAGAAGAGGGUGUCCCUGGAUUCCAUUCUCUUAGAAUGUUCGGAAGUCUGAGAGAAGAUGAAUUCAUGUGAAAUAACACCAUUUUCUCUUCUGGUGUGUGCAUCAGUAUCUGAUUGUCUUCCCUACCUAAUGAAUCAUCUUAGUUUUAUGAUUUGUUCCGCAUGUAUUAUGUUUAUUGUAGAAAUGUUUAUAUAACAUGCUUUCCAUAUCAGGGAAAAUCAUAUCUGUUUAAUAAAUUGGCUAUAACUUUAAUAUCUGUGGACAACUUGUAAAAUUUGGAAUGUAUCAUAUGUAAAAAAUUUAAAGAUAUCCAAAUAAAUGCUUUAGGUGUUGA